This is a messenger RNA of Erythranthe guttata (spotted monkey flower), 3229 nucleotides long. The record is from RefSeq and is a predicted model, not a curated record. Lineage: Eukaryota; Viridiplantae; Streptophyta; Magnoliopsida; Lamiales; Phrymaceae.
AUGCGGUAUUCGGUGGCGGUGGAGGUUGUUGUGCCACGGGCGGAGUUGCAGAGGGAGCGUUGGCCCCCACUGUGGCGAUGUAUUGUAUCACUGCUUCAAUGGCAGCAUGAGCUGAAGCUUCCGCAAUCAUGUGUUGGAGGGCCUCUUCAGUUAGCUGAACCGUUUGAGAAGCGGGGAGUGGUGGAUCACGUGGGUGAUUUAUCUAGACUUCACGAGGUGGAUCCUGAUUACGAGGAGGAAAUGCUUAAGUUAAUCAAGUGGACUUCUGCCAUUCAGGCAAAGUUGCAACUUGCACAAUCUUGGUUGAAUUUAUACUUUCUGUUUGUACAGGUCUAUGAUACGGACAAUGCAAAUCAGAAGGAAAAAUUCGAGGCGGACUUGAAGAAGGAGAUAAAGAAGCUACAGAGAUACAGAGACCAGAUCAAAACAUGGAUACAGUCCAGCGAGAUCAAGGAUAAGAAGGUUAGUGCCUCUUAUGAGCAAGCUCUGAUGGACGCUCGAAAGCAAAUUGAGCGUGAAAUGGAACGAUUUAAGAUAUGUGAAAAAGAAACGAAGACAAAAGCAUUCUCAAAAGAAGGCCUAGGCCAGCAGCCUAAAACGGAUCCGAAGGAAAAAGCUAAAGGAGAAACAAGAGAUUGGUUAAAUAAUGCGGUCAGCGAGCUGGAAAAUCAAAUUGAUAGCUUUGAAGCUGAAAUAGAGGGGCUUUCUGUUAAGAAAGGGAAGACAAGGCCUCCCAGACUGACGCAUCUGGAGACAUCCAUUGGUCGGCAUAAGGCUCAUAUUAUGAAGUUAGAAUUAAUUCUAAGGCUGUUGGACAACGAUGAAUUGAGCCCAGAGCAAGUCAAUGAUGUAAAUGACUACGUGAAAAGAAAUCAGGAGGACUUAGAUGAAUUUAGUGAUGUCGAUGAGCUUUACAGUUCUCUACCUCUGGACAAGGUGGAGUCUCUUGAAUCUCCCCUAGGCAAUAGAGUAAUCUUGUCACAAGCUGCCAAGGCUAGUGAUGGACUUGGAUCAGCUGAUACUGGAAAUGUUAGCGAUGCUGCGAUUAUGGGCAGCAGGGUUUUCACUUCUCCUGUUGUUCCUGGUAUGCAGUGGAGGCCCGGAAGUUCCUUCCAGAACCAGAACGAAGCGGCGCAGUUUCGUGGAAGAACCGAGAUUGCUCCUGAUCAAAGGGAGAAGUUUCUACAACGAUUUCAGCAGGUAACGCAGCAAUGUCAGACUAAUGUUCUUGGCAUGCCUCCUCUCGCCGGGGGGAAGCAGUACUCUGCUCAGCAGCAGAAUCUACUUCUACAGCAGUUCAAUGCUCAAAGCUCGUCUAUCUCACCUCAACUCGGGAUGGGGAUAGGAGUCCAAACUUCAGGUCUUAGCAGUGUUGCGACAUCUGCUUCUCUGCAGCAACAACCGAGUGCAAUACACCAAUCAUCUAAUCAACAGGCAGUCAUAACUUCAACAUCUAAGGAUGCAGAAACUAGCCUUACAAAAGUUGAGGCAUUGCAGCAGCAACAGCUUCUCACAGAAGACUUGGCGCCAGAUUAUAGCUCUAACUCCGGCCUAGGAAAAAGUCUCGUGCAAGAGGAUGAAUUGAAAACUUCCCAUGCCUUAGAGACUACAGCUGCAGUUGCUUCUGGACCACUUGUUGAACCUUCCCAGGUGAUGAGGGAAACCGACCUUUCUCCAGGACAACCUUUGCAACCAGCUUCAUCUUCUGGAAGUCUUGGUGUUAUUGGUCGAAGAAGUGUAUCUGAUCUCGGUGCUAUUGGAGAUAACAUCAGUGCAUUAACUGCAAAUUCGGGAGGAAUGCACGAUCAGAUAUACAAUUUGCAGAUGCUCAAGGAUGCUUAUUAUGGACUUCCUCAACCCAAAGAUUCUGAACGUGCAAGGACCUAUACUCCAGCAACAACCUCAGCUUCCGUCCAGCAAACUCCUCCUUCCCUCGACCAGGUGGAUGAAACAGCUUUCCAGGAUGAUGCAGUUGCUAGAACUCCACCUCCUAAAAGUAGUUCCCUCAGUAUUUCUGCACCACAACCGCCAGCAUCUGGCCUUGCAACUUCUGCCAUCACAAGUGCCGGCAGUGCUUCAUCCCCAGUAGCUGUAUCAAGUCCUAUAAAAGAAUUGAAGAUCGCAAACUUCCCUGGUCGUAAAUCAUCACCAGCUCUUGCUGAAACUGGAUUAAGGGCUAUUGGUAAAGGUGGAUUGCUAAGUCAACCAACUUCUAACAUCCUUCCCAGUUCUGGAAACACAAUUUCCAGCAAUGGUACCAUUCCUUUGGGUUCUGAAAUUGGGAAAAGGAAUAUUUUGGUAUCCGAUGAUCGAUCCGCGAGUAGUGGUAUUGCACAGUAUCUUGUAUCUCCCCUAGGCAAUAGAGUAAUCUUGUCACAAGCUGCCAAGGCUAGUGAUGGACUUGGAUCAGCUGAUACUGGAAAUGUUAGCGAUGCUGCGAUUAUGGGCAGCAGGGUUUUCACUUCUCCUGUUGUUCCUGGUAUGCAGUGGAGGCCCGGAAGUUCCUUCCAGAACCAGAAUGAAGCGGGGCAGUUUCGUGGAAGAACCGAGAUUGCUCCUGAUCAAAGGGAGAAGUUUCUACAACGAUUUCAGCAGGUAACGCAGCAAUGUCAGACUAAUGUUCUUGGCAUGCCUCCUCUUGCCGGGGGGAAGCAGUACUCUGCUCAGCAGCAGAAUCUACUUCUACAGCAGUUCAAUGCUCAAAGCUCGUCUAUCUCACCUCUACUUGGGAUGGGGAUAGGAGUCCAAACUUCAGGUCUUAGCAGUGUUGCGACAUCUGCUUCUCUGCAGCCACAACCGAGUGCAAUACACCAAUCCUCUAAUCAACAGGCAGUCAUAUCUUCAACAUCUAAGGAUGCAGAAACUAGCCUUACAAAAGUUGAGGAAUUGCAGCAGCAACAGCCUCUCACAGAAGACUUGGCGCCAGAUUAUAGCUCUAACUCCGGCCUAGGAAAAAGUCUCGUGCAAGAGGAUGAAUUGAAAACUUCCCAUGCCUUUGUGUAAUUGAAGUAUUGUGUAUAUUCGUGAACGGAAUAACUUAAGACUCGUGAUCAAACCCCUAUAAGUGUAGUGUGACAUACUUACUACAUCUUAAUACCUACAAAAUAAGCUACAUAAUAUUUGUAAGUUCAAUGAUCACAUAUCAAUGUAAUUGAAGUGAAAUGAAAAUUGUCACAAUGUGCAUAUGAGUAGGGGUGGCAAUUUGGAUCCGGUUCCACGGAUCCGAUUA